Diaporthe citri is the source of this 1962-nucleotide messenger RNA. RefSeq lists its product as uncharacterized. Bases 1 to 1962 code for a protein of 653 amino acids. The transcript has 3 exons. NCBI's taxonomy places the organism in Eukaryota, Fungi, Ascomycota, Sordariomycetes, Diaporthales, Diaporthaceae. The record is from RefSeq and is a predicted model, not a curated record.
AUGGAGGCCACCAAAGCCCUGGCCCAGAGACUCAGUCUACGGCGACGAGGUUCACGAUGGAGAGACAGGAGAUGGAGCGCCACCAAGUCGGCAGCCGGAGACACCCCUGCUCCUGCUUCUGGCGCUGGUGAUCCACCUGUGAGGAAGGCGACCGCGCCCACACCGGCGCCUGCGCCAGCAGCCACAACCACAACCACAACCACAACCACAACCACCACUACCCCAACCGAGUCUGAUCCUGUAGAUGUGACGACGGCCGAACCCAAGAGGGAGACUGCUUCGAGCCCACUUCAAACCGAUGAGGCCAUCCCAAGCCCAGGCUCGGGCAUAUCGCCGACCACCAUCAUCACGCAACCGCAGCCCCGGUCACCGAAGCAGACGGAGCACAGCGGAGACCCGCUGAAGAACUCUGGCGAGCGCGUCACUGACUCCGUCACGGAAAUCGAGUACUUCCCAAAUGUAGCGACGCCGGACACGCAUAACGAGGAUACUAGCCCUGCAGAAGACGCCCAAACCAGCAAGAUCACGUUCGCCAUACCGACCAAGGGCCCAAAGGAAGACGAGAGCGGCCAGGACACAGGCCGACAAUCCGACGAAGUCGAAACCGUUACCUCGAGCGCUUCUCCCUCGACCGCCGUCAGCCCCAGAGAGUCUCAAGACGACUACGACGAGGAUGCCGGGCGCUCGAGUACGCUGAGUGGAAUCAGCGGGAACGGAUCACGGCAGUCGAGCAUCAACUCGGUGGCGUUUCAGUUGCCCAACAUGUCGCUGCCGCAGGGUCGCACGAGGCAGCACAAGAACUCUCCGCCGCCACUAUCAAGGUUUCGAAAGCAUGUAACUUUCAACAACGUGCAGAUCGGCGAACCUACGAAAAACAAUUUCCCCUCGUAUACUCUGGUCGUGCGCCACCUCGGUUUCUAUUCGAAGCGACGCUCACGGACCUUCAUGGUCGGUAUCGACGACCAUCAAUACUCCGACGAGGCUCUGCAGUGGCUGUUUGACAAGUUUGUUGAAGAUGGCGACGAGAUCAUCUGUGUGCGGGUUGUUGAGAAAGACGUCCGCCAGCUCGAGACCGACAGGAGAAUACAAGACUUCCAACAGGAGGCCAAUGCUGAGGUAGAAAGGAUCAAGGCCAAGAGCGGCGACGGCAAGGCCAUUAGUAUCGUCCUUGAGUACGCUGUGGGUAAGCUCCACUCGACGUUUCAACGCCUGAUACAACUACACCAGCCUAGCAUGUUGAUUGUCGGCACAAGAGGACGAACCCUGGGGGGAUUCCAGGGGCUCAUGGCCACGCGAAACUCGUUUUCAAAGUACUGUCUGCAGUACUGCCCAGUACCGGUCGUGGUUGUCAGGCCCGACGAAAAGAGACAGAAAAAGAAGGGCAAGCGUGAUGCGGACCCGGAGAAACAGAGCUACCGACAGAUGCUGCAGUCGAAUCAUGGGAUCCAUGAGGCAGAUAGCGAUGCUGCCAGUAACUGGGGAAUCGAGUCCAAGUUGACUGCCGACGAGGAGGCCGGAAAGGUGGCGAGGGCGAUGGGGUUGCCAGCCAAGUUUGAUCCAACCUUGAAGCCAUUCAAGAAAGCGGAGCGGCAGCGCAGCUCCCUGAGCCAGAUCAGCCAGGUCACCAGUACGGAGGAGCCCGGACGGCUUAUAUCAACUCCAACAAUGACACCGACUGUCAGCGCGGCGAACAGCGAAGACGAAGGCAGCGGAGACGAGGACGAGGACGGAGAGGGUGAGUUUGAGGUCACCAGUGGGGCACAGCUGCUCAAGGCGCAGAGGAAAGAGCUCGAGGAGAAGCAGAAGGAACAAGAGAAGAAGGACCGCCUGCACAAGAUGGAGGUUGGAGAGGCGGCAGCGUUGCUGAAGCACAAACCCGGCGAGGAGGAAGAUGACGACGACGAUGACGAUGAAGACGAUGAAGAUGGCGGAGGUGCCAUCAGGGCAACGUCACCGGAGUGA